GUCAGAACUCGCCCUCUCCCAGGCGCGCGCUGCGCUCUGCAUGCCGGGAUACGUAGUGAGUGACCUCGUUCGGCCUCGUUCGGCUUUUCCCAGUGCGGCGGGGGAGAGGGUCGGCGAGUCUCGCGAUAUUUGGGCGAAAGCCUCGCGAGAGUGUCUCCCUGCCGGUGCGUGGCGGAGCUCGGGCACGCCGGCUGCGGGAGUGCCGUCGCCUCACUGCUCCGUUUACACCGUGCCGAUCACCCCACCGGCUCUCGCGGGGUUUCUGAGGCAAGUCUCGCGUAGCCUGGAGGACCACAGUCAGGCCUGAGGAACGCUCUAGCUGUGGACGCCAUUUUGGCUUCUCUAGAUCUAGUCACCGGGUGCCGAGCGCGUGCUGAGCCUCUCCUCACCCACGCCAGCAAUGGGGAAGGCUGCAAAGCGCAAGAAAAAGGCCUCCACAUCUUCAAAAGCCAAGGGUUCAGCAGAAUCAACCAUAGCCAUGGUGAAGAGCAACCCCUUUGAGGUGAAAGUCAACAGGCAGAAGUUUAACAUCUUGGGAAGAAAGACCAAGAACGAUGUGGGGCUGCCCGGUGUGUCACGGUCCAAGGCUAUCAAGAAGCGAACUCAAACAUUAUUGAAAGAAUAUAAAGAAAAAGGAAAGACAAAUGUGUUUAAAGAUAAACGUUUUGGUGAAUAUAACACUAAAAUAAGUCCAGAGGAAAAGAUGAUAAAACGAUUCACUUUGGAAAGACAGCAAAAUUAUGGAAAGAAAAAUAUCUAUAAUCUCAAUGAAGAUGAAGGAUUAACUCAUUUUGGACAAUCUUUGGCAGAAAUUGAAAAACUGAAUGAUAUUAUUGAUAGUGAUAGUGACACAGAUGAAAGAGGAGCAUUGUCAGCUGAGUUAACUGCUGCUCACUUUGGAGGAGGUGGAGGCCUUCUUCGUAAAAAAGCAUCAAGUGAGCAGGAAGAUGAAGAGGAGGAAAAACCUAAAUCUAGGAAGGAACUCAUAGAAGAGUUGAUAGCCAAAUCUAAACAAGAAAAGCAAGAAAGGCAAAGUCGGAGAGAAACUGCCUUAGAACUUACUGAAAAGCUUGACAAUGACUGGAAGGAAAUCCAAACCCUUAUGGUCCGCAAACCCCCAAAGUCAGAAAGAAAGGACAAAGAGACAGAAAAACCCAAGCCUGAUGAAUAUGAUAUGAUUGUUCGCGAACUUGGAUUCGAGAUGAAAGCAAAACCUUCAGAAAGGAUGAAGACAGAAGAAGAAUUGGCAAAAGAGGAGGAGGCACGACUCCAGAAGCUGGAGGCAGAUCGACUACGUCGAAUGCAUGGAAUAGAUGAACAAGAGAAUAAAAAGAAACCCAGCCACGUGUCAGCUGAUGAUCUAGCUGAUGGCUUUAUCCUGGACAAAGAUGACAGACGUUUAUUGUCUUACAAGGAUGGCAAAAUGAACAUUGAAAAUGUGGAGGAGGAGGAGGACAAAGAAGAGGAGGAGGGCAAAGAAGAUGAAGAGGAACAGGAAGAAGAGGAAGGUGAGAAGGAAGAUAAUGAGAAUGAAGACGGUGAGGAAGAAUCUGCUACUGAAGAUGAGGAGGAUGUUGCGUCAGAUAACCACUCGGAUCUUGAGUCUGACCUUGAGAGUGAAGAAGAAGCUGCAGGAAACAAAGAACAAAAGAAACACAAGGCAAAUGAAAAUGAAUUGCAGAAUGUGGAGGAACUGGAUCCAAAAAUGGAAGCUGCCAAAUCAGAGCUUCCAUAUACAUUUGCUGUUCCCGAGUCCUGUGAGAAAUUGAAAUCUUUAUUGGCUGGAAGAACAGUAGAGCAACAGCUUAUUAUACUGGAGAGGAUUCAGAAAUGCAAUCACCCAAGUCUUGCAGUGGGAAACAAAACAAAGUUGGAAAAACUAUUUGGCUUUCUUCUGGAAUAUAUUGGAGAGUUAGCAACUCUGGAUCUACCAGAGCUCAAAGCAAUUGACAAACUCAUCCUGCCAUUGUACAAUCUUUGCCAGAUGUUUCCUGAAGCAGCCAGUGGCAAUAUUAAGUUUGUCCUUCGAGACGCUGCACAUGAGAUGGAAGAAGUAAUUGAAGUCAAAGGCCGUGCAACGUUUCCAGGCUUGGACACGCUUAUUUAUUUGAAAAUUACAUCACUGCUGUUUCCAACAUCUGACUUCUGGCAUCCAGUUGUAACUCCUGCUUUUAUAUACAUGAGUCAGCUGCUUACUAAGUGCCGCAUCACAACAUUGCAAGAUGUUAUUAAAGGUUUGUUUGUAUGCUCUUUGCUCCUGGAAUAUGUAUCUCUCUCCAAACGAUUUGUACCAGAACUCAUCAAUUUUCUUCUUGGAGUACUUCACAUAUCUCUACCCAAACAGCAGGCCCAGGGCUAUACUGUAGUCCAUCCAUUCACACCAGUGGGGAAAAAUUUAGAACUGCUUUUGGUGUGUGAUAAGAAGGAUCUGGAAAGUUGGCAGAAGCAAAACCUGCCUUUGAGUGUUGUGACUAGAUUAAAGGAAUUGAGCAAAACAGAAAUUAAUCAUAUCAGGUUGUCGUGUCUCGCCUUGUGUCUUGAUCUUGUUAAAAGAUGUGCAGUUCUAUACGAGUUUUUACCAUCGUUCCAUGAAAUAAUGCAUCCAAUAAGAGUACUCCUGACACAGCAUGUGUCAGCGAAUGAAUACCCUGAACAAAUGCAGGAAUGGUAUCACAGUGCUCUGAAAGAGCUGGAGAACAAAGCAAAGCACUAUACUCCACUGGUAUGUGAGAAAAAGAAGCCAGUGCCAUUGAAACAGUAUACACCCAAGAUUGUGAAAGUUUUGGAGUUUGGAAGAAAGCAGGGAGGCAGCAAAAAGGAGCAAGAAAGAAAGCGGUUGAUUCACAAACAUAAACGUGAAUUUAAGGGAGCCGUUCGUGAGAUCCGGAAGGACAACCAGUUUCUGGCUAGAAUGCAGCUUUCAGAAAUCAUGGAGAGAGAUUCAGCCAGAAAGCGAAAAGUGAAAGAGCUUCUUGGUAGUCUUGCUACACAGGAAGGUGAAUGGAAAGCUAUGAAAAGGAAAAAGGGGAAGAACUAACUGGGACUGUCUACACACAGAAAGUUUGGUUUUACUGGUGUAUAAAAUACCACGAUUGUAUGGCUUUUGCACAGACUUUAAUUGCAUCCUUUGGAUGCAUUCCUUUUGAGACAAAUAACAUCAUCAGAUCUGUCUGAAAAAGUGAAAGAAAAAUAAAAAUAACACUUUUGUA
This is a messenger RNA of Lagopus muta (rock ptarmigan), 3209 nucleotides long. It is a transcript of the gene NOP14, whose product is annotated as NOP14 nucleolar protein. Lineage: Eukaryota; Metazoa; Chordata; Aves; Galliformes; Phasianidae. Gene Ontology annotation, biological process: maturation of SSU-rRNA. Gene Ontology annotation, cellular component: small-subunit processome; nucleolus; Noc4p-Nop14p complex. Bases 401 to 3037 code for a protein of 878 amino acids. The transcript is spliced from 18 exons. The record is from RefSeq and is a predicted model, not a curated record.